AAUACACGUCCUAUAAAAUGAAUAAGAAAACCAAGAAAGGAAAGUAUUUAGCAUUCUUCUUUAUGCAUUUUGUUUUCUGUUUGAUUUUAGCUUGCUUUUUGUUAAUUAAGAUUUUUUUUUAUUUUUUUUAUUUUAUACAUACAAUCAAUAUUGGGAUAGGAGAAUUUGAGUUGACCUCGAGUACAGAGAUAAUUGCUUUUAACCACUUGAACUUCAAACUCCCUACUAAUUAAGAUUUCCGUUUUGGCCUAUAAUUUUCCACCAUGAACUUGACAAUUUUAUAUUAAGGUAAUGUUAGUACCAAACAACCUAAAGAGUAAGAACUGUAAAUUUCAAAACCGGCAAGUCAAAAUAAUUCAAGUGUGAUUAAAAUGAGUUAUUUGAGUAGAUCACCCUCAAUUCUUCCGUUCAAAUAUGCAAAUAAAGGAUUCAAACUAUUUUAAAAAAAUUGACUAAUUCACACGCAAAUUGACAAGUGCAACAAUCCGUCAAAAUAGUAACAAAAAAAAAAGGCCGUCAAAAUAUUAAAAUAAAUAUGUAAAAAAGAAAAUAUGAGAAGAAAAAGGCCCGUGAAGGAAAAUAUUAAAGAUGGAAAUUAAUGCCCGGCCCAAUCCACGUGUCUGCUUAACCCAAAGUCCGUAUCAUAACAGUUCCGUCAUUCAAAUUCUGCUUAAUUUUCGAUCUAUCCGCCAAUCUUCCCCUCCACAUUAACCCCUUUAAACCUCUCUCUCUCUCUCUCUCACUCUCACAUUACCUUCUCAGCUACCUCGUCAGCUCUCUCUCUAUCUCUCUUUCUCUUUUUACGUAUCUGAAAUCCAUCGUUUUCUUUGACAAUGCUCAAAUUGCUUACCUUCAAACCCUAGACUUCACCUUCCAUAUAUAAAUCAAUCUAUUUUCAUAAUAAUUUCUCUGUAUUAACUUUCUUUGUUUUGUUCAAUUUGAAUCGCGAAUGGCGACCUCAGCGUUCAAAUCAACGACGAAGCGGACGCCGAUCGGAGCAUCCAAGGCUCCGGCCGAAGACUCGGCUUCAUCUAAUCGGAAGUCGUCUCACCGGCGCUCUCGGAGCCUGAGCUGCUUCUCGCGCGGGUUACCGGAACGGACGCCGACGGCUGAAGGCUUCGAUGACAAUCCGGCUCCCAAAGGAAGGUUCGUGAACACUGUCAGAGGCUCGGGCUUCCCGGAGAUCAGCCUCGACGACCUCGCCAUCGAGCUCUUCGACUCCUCCGGCGACCGAGGCCGCUCGGUUGCGCGUGGUUCCGAAGCUACACCUACUUCCAGCGCGUCGCAGAGACGAGGGAGGUCGGUUUCGAGGCACGGCUCGAGAGUGGGUGGUGGUGGUGAUGUAAGAGGCAGUACGAGUAAUAAUUCAGGUGGAGGAAGGGUAAUUUCGGAAAGUAAGGGGAAUUCGAGGCCAAGGCGUUCGGUUUCUGUUGCUCGGUAUCAGAUUAGCGAUUACGAGAGUGAUCUAGACCACAUCCAGAAUCGCAGCACUGCUAAGUCAAAGAACUUAAGUAGUGCAAACAACCAGACACCCUUGUCACGCAAGUCAACAGAUUCAAAUUAUAGACAAGGAUUGAGAAGAUCUCUUAGCCAGAAAGAUUUUAAGUGCCAUGAUGGUUACUCUAGCCAGUCUUCGGUCGUAACUGAUGAUGAGGGGAGGGAUGCUUAUUCCAACAAAAAUGGGGUUGAGAAGACUAUCCGGGCUGUGUAUUCAGAGAAGAAGGCAGACCACCCUGUUGGUAAUGAUGUUAAAAGUGGAUUUUAUGAAGCAAUGCGGAAAGAACUUAGACAUGCUGUGGAAGAGAUUCGGACAGAACUUGAACUUGCAAAUGGGAAAACUAAACCCACUGUUUCAGCAGAUGGUGAUUUACGUUCUAACAGUAAAGAUGUACUUCAGGCAGUUUCUUCAAUCAGGAUGAAUUACUCUUCCAAAUUGGAACAGUCAGAAAAACGAAAACAAGAUUUAUUAGCUGAAAUAGUACUGGAGGAACAACAUAGUAGGGAGCUCUCUAAGAUUGUCAAAGAAUUGCUUCCUGAACCAAAGAACAUUGUUGGUGCAGACAAACCAUUACGAACCAGAAGGAGGAGUAAUGACAGAGGUAGGGUUUCUAAGCGACUGACUGAGGAGGCAGAAAGAUAUAUUGAGGACUUCAUUUCAAAUGUUGAAGACACAGAUAUAUCAUCGAUUGAUGGAGAAAGGAGUGAUACAAGUUCGAGUAUAGGCGGAAUAACAAAGACCGAAACUUUUCAGAAUCCAGCUAUGUCGACUCCUCUUCCUGUUGCAAUGGAUGGGGUUGUACUGCCUUGGUUGCAGUGGGAGACUAGUAAUGAUGCUACUCCUAUCGGAUGCAAGAAUAAGACUGAGCCACCGGAGAUCCCAAGUAUUCUACCAUGGGAUAAUACUGCUCAGGGAGUGAUCAGUGCGCAAGAGCAGAGUAAUCAAUCGGCUAGCAGCCGUGGAAGUUGGAGCCCUGGAAUAAUUGAUGCCCUGUCAAUUAACAUCAUGGAAGAUGCAGGAAGUAAAACUGGAGGAUCUGGUAGUUACGAGUGCCAAUCACGCCUCAGUGGAUCAACUGGUUCGUGCUUUGACAUGGAAGAGUAUCUCCAUCUUAAGAAGAAUGAUGAUUUGCUCUUGGAAAGGUUGAAGCAACAACAGAGAAUUAGUUCCGGUGGUCUCCUGCUAUGUAAUCGAAUGCUUUUUUAGCAUAAUUUGUUUCUCUCAGGAUGCUUUCACUCCGUUGUAAACCACAGUAAUAACUUUGUAUAGAAUUUUCAUUUUGCUUUACUCA
Messenger RNA from Prunus persica (peach), 2789 nucleotides. RefSeq lists its product as uncharacterized. The record is from RefSeq and is a predicted model, not a curated record. The transcript has 8 exons. Lineage: Eukaryota; Viridiplantae; Streptophyta; Magnoliopsida; Rosales; Rosaceae. The coding region runs from base 950 to 2704 and encodes 584 amino acids.